UGAUUGAGCAUGUCGGAUAUUUAAGACCCUUCCUAUAACCACUAUAAUUAGAAUUCCCGCUAAACUCUGAUAUGUCUCAAGCGGUCGUAGUCCUUUCUCCUUCUUCUGAAACAAAAGCGUUAGAAGCUGUUUUCCGUCUUUUUGAAUCGCCGCAAUUACAAGAACUCGGUGAUGGAUGGAAGCAAGUUUCAGGAAAACUAGUGAGCUCGUUUGCAGACGCGAAAGCAGAAUGUGAUUCUAUUUCUAGUCAAGAAAAACUGGAUUGCAACUGCCUGAAAUAUGAAGCAUAUUCUACUAGCAAAAAGUUGGUUGUUUUUGAUAUGGACUCGACUUUAAUUCAACAAGAAUGCAUUGACGAGAUUGCAGCUGAGGCUGGUAUUCAAAAAGAAGUCUCCACGAUUACAUCUCUUGCAAUGAAUGGCGAGAUUGAUUUUCAGGAAUCUCUUCGUCGUCGUGUAUCCCUUUUAGAGGGACUGAGCGUCGAUGUCAUCGACAAAAUCAUUGCAAAAAUUACGUUCACUCCAGGAGCAAAGGAACUAUGCCGUGUCUUGAAGAAAUUAGGUGCUACACUUGUUGUCGCUAGCGGUGGAUUUAUCCCCAUGGCAAACUAUGUCAAGGAACAACUUAAUUUGGACUAUGCUUAUGCUAAUAUGUUGGAGUACAGUCAUGAUGGAAAGUAUUUGAAUGGCAAGGUACAAGGUGCCAUUGUAGAUGGAAAAAGAAAGGCAGAGAUAUUACGUGAAAAGAAGGCAGAGCUUGGACUGGAAGAAUUUGAAACAAUGGCUGUUGGAGACGGUGCCAAUGAUUUGAUUAUGAUGGGUGAAUCAGGCUUAGGGGUUGCAUACAAUGCCAAACCAAAGGUGCAGCUUAUGGCGUCUUCCAAAAUUAAUCAGACUUCUCUGCAGAAUGUUUUAUAUUUAUUGGGUAUAAACAAGUCUGAACAAGAGCGCUUAUUAGCAUAAGUGUUAAAUUGUAUAUAAAUAUAUAUAAAUACCUACUUUAUCAUACGCUCUGGACGAAGGGUGUUUCCUAUUGAAACCAGGUCAUCCAAUACCUUUGGUUUGUUAGAAUCUAAAUAACAAACUUAUUUCCGAAAUUUUCGCAUUUUGUUUACAUUCUUUGAUAGACUUUUUUGGUUAAUCAUGAAAUUCCGUUUCUCAAACACUGG
This is a messenger RNA of Schizosaccharomyces octosporus yFS286, 1168 nucleotides long. Its product is annotated as phosphoserine phosphatase. The coding region runs from base 72 to 962 and encodes 296 amino acids. Gene Ontology annotation, molecular function: L-phosphoserine phosphatase activity; magnesium ion binding. NCBI's taxonomy places the organism in Eukaryota, Fungi, Ascomycota, Schizosaccharomycetes, Schizosaccharomycetales, Schizosaccharomycetaceae. Gene Ontology annotation, cellular component: cytoplasm. The transcript is spliced from 3 exons. Gene Ontology annotation, biological process: dephosphorylation; L-serine biosynthetic process. The record is from RefSeq and is a predicted model, not a curated record.